Molecule: messenger RNA, 9216 nt
Organism: Leucoraja erinaceus (little skate)
Lineage: Eukaryota; Metazoa; Chordata; Chondrichthyes; Rajiformes; Rajidae
Product: PH and SEC7 domain-containing protein 1-like
Exons: 18
Coding region: 946-4533 (1195 amino acids)
Biological process (GO): regulation of ARF protein signal transduction
Molecular function (GO): guanyl-nucleotide exchange factor activity
Source: RefSeq, a predicted model, not a curated record
UCAUCUGCAAACUUGGAGAUGUCACAUUUAAUUCCCUCGUCUAAAUUGUUAAUAUAUUUUGUAAAUAACUGGGGUGCCAGCACCGAGCCUUGCGGCACCCCACUCGUCUCAGCGUGCAAUUCUGAAAAGGACCAGUUAAUUCCUACUCUUUGCUUCCUGUCUGCCAACCAGUUCUCUAUCCAUGUCAAUACCCUACCGCCAAUACCAUGUGCUCUAAUUUUGCACACUAAUCUCUUGUAUGGGACCUUGUCAAAGGCUUUUUGAAAGUCCAGAUACACCACGUCAACUGGCUCUCCCUUAUCCAUUCUACUUGUUACAUCCUCACAAAAUCCCAGUGAUACGGUGAUGAAGCUGUGUUUGAUUACCUAGCCUCACUUCAUAGGUUGGUUGGUUGUCAGUCCAAACAGCAAACUUUGCCUUUGUUGAUUGUCUUUGGUUUCUGAUGGAUUUUUCAGGCAGGAAAGGGUUACGGUAAGUUAUGUAACUGCAGCAAUUGAACAUAUCGGUGGGAGCAGCCAUUUCAUCUCUGCCUGUGACUGCAUUUUGCGUACAGAGGCACUUCUAUAGGUUGCAGUCCAAUUUGUGAGUUGCAUUUUCAGCUUAUAAUGACAGUAGUCAAGAGUGCUUCUUUGCAUGUAGGACAAACAGCACAUAUGAUAUCUUUACCAUAGUUUAUGCAGCAGAACGUUAAAGAGCUGGAGGGGAAAUGCAAAUGGUCUUCCUUUCAUUGUCUUUACAUCUGCAGCCUGGGAUCCUCAAACACAGAGUGCAAGAGGGAGAAAUUGUGAAGGCUUGUGUGAUACCUACUGGAAGACAAGUGGUCACGAUGGAAAUGAAACUAUUACAAGGUUGGAGAGCUGAUGUUUCUCAAGGUGGGAAGGUGAUCGUGGUCUGGCCGCUCCUGUUGCCUGCCCUUCGCUUGUGAUUGGAUCGGAUUUACAUGGAAUGGCGCAGAAUACAAAAGUCAUGACUUUCUACAUGGAGCUGAGGACUGGUCACUCCAGGAAUUGUGUCCAGAUGCCUUCAGAAUCUCCGGGACGGGGCUACCUGAACACAGCUCAGUAUGAAGCCCCCAGCCGGUCACCAUGCCAAUCCUCCUCCGCCAAUUCACUGACAUCCCGGCCCCAUGUGCAGAGACGCAGCCUGCCGCCAGAAGCCAGAAUCGACUUCUUGGGCUUGCCUGGCCGAGAAAGGAUCGGGUCCUCGCUAGUCCGCACGCGAUCGGAGACCAACCCCUUUCGGGAAACGAUCCCCAGCAACCCAGGGAGGUCCACUGCUCCCACCUCCCCGGUGGGAGUCAGGACUCGCUCCUUCUGCCCCGCUACCCUGGAGAAUACAGUAAGAAAGGCGAACUUCAAUACUGGAGGUAAAAGCUCAGUUGUUACUUUCAGCUACAUCGAAAAGGCCAAGGUGAAGACCAUCGUUAAUCCGUUCAACACACCGGUGGUUUCACAAGAAGCAAAACGCCUUUCCACAGCGCAAUUUCCGUCAGCUGGAUAUGGAAGCCCACAAACUGGGCACAAAGCAUUGUCGAGUUUUGUAUCAAAACUGCCUCAGAUGGGAAGUCUAGACAUGGUGACUGUGGAAGCCUCGAGCAGGCCAUCAGAUGGGUUGGUUGCCAGCCAAUGCUUGGUCGACAGUGUUAGUACAAAGUGCCCUGAUGCUCAAGAUUCCCACAUUGGCCUCCAAAAUGGGAACAGGAUAGACCACUUGUUCAUAUCAGAACCGUCACAGACCAGUGGUCAGGACCUGGGAACAAACCCAACGACUGCAUCCACUUUCAGUGAAACAUCCAACUAUAAUAUCGACAUAUCUAAUCACAGCUCAGAGCCAUCAAUUGGAAUGGAGAGUCCAAACAGCCCUGGCUUCAAACAGGCCUACUCUUGUACAUGGGCCAGGGAACACUCCGAGCGUGCUCAGAAGAUCGCAAAGGCCAGACGAGAAUUCUUCUAUGGAACCUCAGAACCGCAGACCCCAGAAGAUAAAGCUGAAUCGGAGAUCCAGCAGACAUUAGCAAAUCCACACGCCGUUGACAAUAAUGAAACAGUGUGGAAAGAGGUGUCCACCGAUGGCACAUCUGGGACUUGGAAGCCUGUCAAUCGCGGCUUGAGGGAGGAGGCCAAUGGUCCAAAGGUCUCUCCUUUGCCAAAUGGGAAUCCCACGAACUGCAAACCAGGAGAUGCAUCCAGAAGGACCAAGUUCUCGGAGACAGACCUGGACGCUGUGCCGGUCAGACGCUACCAGGAAACCAAUCUAGAUGAAGUCAUGGCCGAACACAACAUGGACAGUACAGAGAAGUGCCAGAGUCUGCAACACCCUGGUUCAACAGUUGGAUGUGAUGUCCAGGUGGACUCUCAUUCCAUUUCUCCCGUGUUGUCCAUGCCAGAUGGGAAUCCUGGGAGUGGAGGAGAGAGUGGAGAUGAAGAGUCCAAAGCCCCAGACGAUGAAGUAUUCUACGAGACCACUUCUUCUGCUGCUGACAGGUCACCAGACACAGAGGUCAAAAAUCUGCUUCCAUCUAUGGCCUUGAUCUGCAUUUCCCGGAGCCUGUCUGAAGAGGGCACUGACACCUUCAGCAAACAGUUUGAGUGCAUCCUGGAGUCUCAAUGUGCCAAAGGCACCUCCUACACCAGCCUAGACUCAGUGGAAAUUCUGGCCUCUCCAAAAAGGAGCCAGGGGAAUUACUUCACCUUUGACUUUCCAGCGCUGACCUCGGAAAUCCAGGAGCAGAUCAAGGAGAAUGCCCGUCUGAUUGAAGAGAAGUUUUUACCCUGGACCAGUGCUAAUUUGUCCACGGACUCCAGAGUGGACUCGAGCUGGUCAGGAAGCCCCAGGUCCCAGGUGUCAAGAGUGGAGAGGAAGCCAAGUGCCAACCCAAUGGUGGGCUACAGCAAGUCGGAGAACCUUCUCACCAAGUGCCAACUCUACACAAGCAACAGCUUACUCAAGGGGGUCCGUGAAAUGGACACUGAUGACCCACAGUCAGAUUAUUCAUCUAGAGACAGCAACUUGAACCACUUGGUGAUGGACUCCGAGUCCGAGAUGGACAGCACUGAACAGCUGGCGUUAGGAAGCACGGACACUUUGGCCAACGGCAACAAGAUUGACCAAGAGGCGGCCAAACGGCUGGCCAAGCGCCUGUAUUACCUGGACGGGUUCAAGAGAUCGGACGUGGCUCGGCACAUGGGGAAAAAUAAUGACUUCAGUAAGAUGGUUGCUGAGGAAUACCUGAGAUUUUUCGAUUUCACAGGACUGAGCUUGGACCAUGCACUAAGGGCAUUCCUGAAGGAGUUUGCACUCAUGGGAGAGACUCAGGAGAGGGAGCGCGUGCUGAUCCACUUUUCGCACCGAUACCACCAGUGCAAUCCGGACACCAUCUCCGCAGAGGAUGGGAUACACACACUCACUUGUGCAAUAAUGCUGCUCAACACCGACCUUCACGGGCAUAAUAUUGGCAAAAGGAUGUCUUGUUCCGACUUCAUUACAAACCUAGAAGGACUGAAUGAUGGUAAAGACUUCCCUAAAGAUUUGCUCAAGGUCUUGUACAGUUCUAUAAAAAAUGAGAAAUUACAGUGGACAAUUAAUGAAGAGGAACUCCGCAAGUCCUUGUCAGAGCUGGCUGAUGAAAGGACGAAUCCGAGCUUGAAGACCAUGAAACGCAUCAGCAGUGGCAGUAACCCCUUCCUCGAUAUCAUGCAGGACCCCACAGCAGCCACCUACAAGCAUGGCUUCCUGGUACGCAAAGUACAUGCUGACUCUGACGGGAAGAAAACUCCCCGAGGCAGACGAGGCUGGAAGACGUUCUAUGGAGUGCUGAAGGGGAUGAUUCUCUACCUGCAGAAGGAUGCAUACAAGUCGGAUAAGCAGUUAUCGGAAGAGGAUUUAAAGAACGCCAUCAGCAUUCACCACUCGCUGGCAGUGCGAGCGUCAGACUACGGCAAGAAGCCCAAUGUCUUCUACUUAAAGACAGCAGACUGGAGAGUGUUCCUUCUCCAAGCCCCGAGCUCGGACCUGAUGCAGUCCUGGAUCACCCGCAUCAACCUGGUGUCGGCCAUGUUUUCAGCUCCGCCGUUUCCCGCGGCCAUCGGGUCCCAGAAGAAGUUUAGCCGGCCCCUGCUGCCCACCGCGGUGACCAGGCUGUCUCUGGAGGAGCAGAUAAAGGCUCACGAUGCCCGGCUGAAGGCAAUGACCACCGACUUAGCCGAGCAUCACUCAUUCCCCCCGGACAAGAAGGCGAAGGGGAAAGAGCUGGAGGAGUACAAGCAGAAGGAGGAAUACUUGGAGUUCGAGGAGAUGCGGUUCUGUACCUACGUCUCACUGCUUCGGGCCAAGCUGAAGGCCGGCACCGAUGACCUGGACAAAUUUGAUGCCGCCUUGUUUGACACUGCCGAGAACGAAGGGAACGGCCUGAAGAAGUCACACUCCAGCCCCUCCCUCAACCUGGAGCAGCCGGUGGUGGCCAUCAGGAUCAAACGCAAUACCUCGGAGCGCAGGAAUAAUCGGCACCCUGCGAGCGCCAAGCACAAACUGUAACGCACGGUUGGUCCAACCUUGCGCUGAGACUGCCGCGUGCGUUGUACGUUCGGCGGCAGCUUAAGGACAGUAGUGUAGAGCCAUUGGUAGCUCCUCGUGCUGGUUGGUGAAUGUCUGGCUCAAGCACAGAAUGAUGUAGAUACGAUUCCCUUUGCCAAGUGCAGACACUGUGACUGAGGAUGGUAAGGACUGUGCCUCAGAGCAACACCAUUGGGAAGGGCAGUAGCCAGCUGGCCAGGCCUCGCACCAUCUGCCAAACAGCGAGUCCAAGCCCAACUUGUACUCUGAAUCUGAACUAGGAGCCACUUCUUCCUGCAAAGGCCUCCGUACUUCCCCCUUGAGUGAUGGGGAAGGAAGGACUGCCCUUUGCAGCGUCUGAAAUUCUGGUGUCAUUGUGUCCCCAAUGGUGUGGCUGAACAAACACGUUUGUGUUGGAUAGGGUGGCAUGGAGGCCGGGAGGGGCAGAGGUGAGGGGUGGCGCACUUUGGGUUGUGCUUCCCAUAUUUGGCAGGACCAACUGGAGAAGGCUUCACCCAGUGUGAACUAAUGGACAUGUUCUCCUGACCUGACUUUGAGCCGAUAGCCUUGUCAACACAGCUGUCUUCAAAACUUUUAUUUAUGCUGUGUUUCUCUUCUCCACUCCUCACGCCUCAGCUGUUUGUACCUGCUCUCCCCCCCCUCCCUUGUGAAUGUUAAAUUAUUUCCACAGUUUGUCAGUUGAAUGUGUGUUUCAUAAAACAGGACCUCAGUAUGAAUAGGGGACUGGAUUUAUCAACUCUGUUAGUGCACAUGAUCACGUCACACUGCUUGCACCAGACUCCCGUCUGUCCAAGCCAUUCAAUCCUGCUCUUCUCAGAUAUACUUUGUAGAUGUUCCCAGACCUUGUCAGUGCUGGUUAAUUCUAAAGGCAGAAACUCAAAAACUCUCCAAAAGUUUCAAAUGGUGUAAGAGGGUGAGUGGGGGCGGGUGCACGCCCCGUGUGGCAGCGGCGCAGGUGUGCGCUCUGUGUCACACCACAACAGUGGUGACAGAUGUGCAGUCAUUGUGACAGUGUGACGACGGGCAGAUGUGCACUCUGUGAGGCAGUGGUACACUGUAACAAAGCAGCAGUAAGGGCGGAUGUGUGCUGUGCAACAAUGUGGGCAGAUGUGCACUCUCAGCACGGGCAGAUGUGUGGUCUGUAUGACAAUCUGUGUGCUCUGUUGAGAUUGGAUGAUGGGCAGAUGUGCGCUCUGCGACUGAGUAGGUGUGGGCACUGUGACCUUGCGUUGGGCAGAUGUGGGUUCUUCACACUUGCCCAUCAGCAGUGCUCUGUGAAGUGUGGUGGAAUGGUUUCCCUUGCUGAUCCUCGGGGACCAGUAGACUGGCUUGGAGCUCAGCCUUCCUCAUUGGAUUGGUGCAAGAUGACCACAGACCUGCUGGUCACGUCACUCACACCAUGACAGACACUUGGACCCUGCGUCAGUGAGGAAGAAGUGAUUUGGUGCAUGUCUUACGCACGCAAAAAUACAGAGGGAUAAGGACUGAACCUCAGUGUCUAUAGCCGGGUGCAGGGCGCUCAAUGAAGCAUGUUGAAUUUUAAUAUUUUUUCUCCAGCAUUUGGGCAAUGUUUGGCCCCCAUACAGCAAGACACCCCUGUCUUCAAAUGCCUAAUGUGCAUGUUUUAAAUUUUCUAUUUUGAUUGAAGGUAACCCACAUAAAAUGUGAAAAAUGGGUUGGUAAAUCCUUCAAAGCAAAGAGGAUCUGUCACCCACUGUGGAAUUUGAAGGGUUUUGGUGUUUGACCUGCUCAACAUCCCACAGCUAAGUAUAGAGGCCAAGAAAUGGUGUGAGUGAGCACCAAGAUCUCACUCUGGAUCAGCUGAGCUGGAGACAUGGGAUAGGAAGAUGAUAAGACCUUAAGAGCAGGAUGUGGCCUGUCAAGUCUUCUCCACCAAUCAAUCAUGGCUGAUCUAUUUUUCCCUCUCAACCCAAUUCUCCAGCCUUCUCCCCGUAACUUUUGUUGCCCCUACUAAUCAAGGACUUAUCAAUCUCCACUUUAAAAAUACCCAAUGUGGGUCUCUGCAGCCUUGAAACCAAAGUCUAGUUCAUGUCUGCCGACCUGUUCCUAAAAGCAGAGUCUAUAUUUACUCAUCAGUCACAGCUUUCUGUUUGGAGGAGAGAGGGUGUACUUCAGCCACUGGGAAGACUAAGAGCAGAGGGAAAUGGUGAGUGCUGAUGGUAGCAGCUUGUCCAUUAAGCUCAAGGCUAACAAAAGACAAGGGAGUUGACAUUAUAGUCGGGCGUUUGUGUUCAAUGUGCCUGUCGUCGUGUUUCCCCAUGUUGUUUCCAGCACGGGUUCCAUGUCUCCCAUAUUUGUCCCAGCCGCUAUCUCAAUCCAAUCAUCAAGUGGCCCAAAGGUUCUCCCUCCUAAAGGUUAAGGUCCUAGGAUCCACCCUUAACACCCAUCGUAUGUCGGUGCUGUUGCUUCCCUUCUCUCUCCCUCAUAGCCUUGCUCGCUGCUGUUCCACAUUUGCUGCAGUGCAGUCAGCACUUCUCCUUUGCUCUCCACCUCAUCCACACCCCACUCAUCUGUCCAUCUGGCUUUCUUCUCUCUCUCUCUGCUGAUCCAUCCCAUCAUUGAUUUAAUCUUUUCAUCACCCCCUCGCUGGGUAGUUCCACUGAUCCCACCCUCAGAUACUGCUAAAUGCUGGCAAUCUCUCAGUCCUGAUGCAGGUCUUGACCUGAAAUGUUGGCUCUCGGCUUUUUGCCUCCACAGAUGCUGCUUGACCUGCUGAGUUUCCACCAAUGUUCCAAUGUUGUUUCAUCUCCAGGACCCGACCAUGAAUCUAUUCCAGAGGAAUCUUUAAUAACAAUAAAAAAUGCUGGGCGGGUGGAAAGAGAAACAGUUAAUGUUUCGUCUGAGCAUUAACAAUUAUUUUCCCACAGAUGCUGCCUGACCUGCUGGGUGAUUCGAGCAUUAUGCGUUUUUUAUGUCAGUCUUUAAGCAUCUUCAGUUUUUUUUUAAUUUUCUAUUGCAGGGUUGAAAAUGCAUAACAUUUCUGGUCACUGACCAUUCUCCUGGCCUGCCCCAGGGAAGAGUCGUAAGAUAGACACAAAAUGCUGGAGUAACUCAACGGGACAGGCAGCAUCUCUGGAGAGAAGGAAUGGGUGACGUUUCGGGUCAAGAUUCUGAAGAAGUGCCUGGACCCGAAAUGUCACCCAUUCCUUCUUUAGUUUAGUUUAGAGAUAGAGCACGGAAACAGACCCUUCGGCCCACCGGGUCCGCGCCGACCAGCGAUCGCUGCACAUUAACAUUAUCCUACACCCACUAGGGACAAUUUUUACAUCUACCAAGCCAAUUAACCUACAAACCUGCACGUCUUUGGAGGAAACCGAAAAUCUCGGAGAAAGCCCACGCAGGUCACGGGGAGAACGUACAAACUCCGUACUGACAGCACCCGUAGUUGGGAUCGAACCCGGGUAUCCGGCGCUGUGCCACCGUGACUCUCCAGAGAUGCUGCCUGUCCCGCUGAGUUACUCCAGCUUUUUGUGUCUAUCCAGUUUAAACCAGCAUCUACAGUUCUUUCCUACACAAAGAUUCUUAAGAGUUCAAUCAGUCCUGCGUCACUGCUGAUGCUGACUUCAGUGAAGUGAUUCGGAGAUAUUCUCAUCCCAGUUUCAUUAUCUUCAGUCAUCUCCAUUUGAGAGUAAACUGGUGGCCUUAAUGAGAGGGAUGCAGUGAGGUUGCAGCAGGGACAGAGCAUGUGUAUGUGGUGAAGAGAUGGGUGGAGGGGUGAGAGCAAGUAGCUUGUUGAGGAGAUCAAACGGGAGAAGGAGGAAGGACUUAGUGUAAGAUAGGAAUGAGACUUGAGCUUUGGGGAUUGAAAUCUGUUGCAUCUUGGAGCACCAAAACCCCCUUUUAUUAUGAAGAAGAAAAAAGUGACCCAGAUCCUCAAAAAUCAAUUGAAGGAAUGAAUAGACUGAUUCAUACAAAUGUCAGUGAACCUGGCGACAAGUUUUGCCGCAAGAGGAGCUGUCGCCGUUUUACGUCUUCGACGAAGCGAGGAACCUCUUUGUAAAUGUUGAUAGCUAUUUAAUGAUGACAACCAAUGUAAAACUAAAGGAAUACUGUUCAAUAAACAAAUGCUCCAUUUAAAAUAAAGAGCCUGCUUCAUUCUUUGUGAGUGAUCCUCUAAAGUGGGGCAGCGUUUAGUGUGGCCGGUUGGGGAGAUGUUAGCCAGUGUGCUGAUUCUAUGAUCGUAAUGCGGUUCCCGGAGGUUGCAGGGGGUUGCCGGAGGUUGCAGGUGGUUACCGGAGGUUGCAGGUAGUGGAAGCAGGUAAGGAGACUGACAAAAACCUCCGGGAACUGCACGGAAACCUUGGGUGGGGUGCAGAGUCUCCAGAGGUUUCCGUUCAGGUUUCCUAAGUGGGACAGAGGCGUUAGGGUGCAGGGUUCAACAAUCACAACUGAUACAUUGAUCAGAAUAAUUGAACAUAAAUAAUCAUUUUGCAAUUAUUCCUGUCGAUAUUUGAGCGUGAUAACUUGGGCUGGUUUGGUAAUGCAACAGUCUAGUUUAGAGAGACGGCACGGAAACAGGCCCUUUGGCCCACUGGGUCCCCGCAGACCAGCGAUCCCCGUACACGAACAUCCCACAUAUGCUAGGGACAACUUACAAACCACUUAAACUACAAACUUGUACAU